GUUGCACAAGAUACAAUUGUUCGAACAAAUCUCUGUAUAAUCAUCCUACAGCGACUCCGAUUCUUUCUUCGGCAAGAAUUUGUUGUUUUGCACGGAUCUUAGCUUAGACCCACCGCGUGUUUUACCUUGCGGCCUUCUAGUUCGCCUGUCUUACUUUCCCUUUCCCCCUCAGCACAACAAAAAUCCCCUUCUUUCGAAUUUCGACAUUUCACAACACCAGUAACUCAUUGAGUUUUCAAUAUUUCAAUUGCCGGAAAGCAGUUUUCGAAUAUUCUAAAAGAAGAAGAAAAAUUAAUCUCACAAUGACCACCGAUCUCUACUCUGUCCCCGCCUCCAACGGCAUCGAAUCAACAAAUCUACUCCACAUCAAGGAAGAUGUCGAUGCCACAGCAACCAACAGCAACGGCACUCACAAAACCACCAACGGCACCAUAAUCCACAAACCACAGCUAGAGAAUGGGACAAAGUCAGCGGAAGAAGAAGAAGAGCCCCUCUUCUCCCCAUCUCUCAUAUCCGCAGAAAUCCAAUCCGUCUUACCGGAAGGCUACUCUGCUCGACCCCUACGCCGCUCCGAUUUCCAUUUGGGCUACCUCGAUGUCCUGCGCGUACUGACGACGGUGGGCGAUAUUUCAGAGGCAAUGUGGAAUGAGCGAUAUAAUUACCUAUACAAGCGUAAUGACGAGUAUUAUAUGAUUGUCAUUUGUGACGGAACGGGCAAGAUUGUCGGAACGGGUAGUCUGAUUGUUGAGCGGAAAUUCAUUCAUACCCUAGGACUCGUGGGUCAUAUUGAGGAUAUUGCGGUUGCGCAGGAUCAACAGGGGAAGAAAUUGGGGUUGAGGAUUAUUCAGACUUUGGAUUAUGUUGCGGAGAAGGUCGGAUGUUACAAGACAAUUCUUGACUGCUCCGAAAUCAAUGAGGGCUUUUAUAUCAAGUGUGGCUUCAAACGUGCUGGUCUCGAAAUGGCGCACUACUACUAAUUGUAGCCAGCGGCGGCUUUGCUUGUAACUGUGUUACUUGUUGCAUUUUCUUUCCUUGCACAUUGCUAUUAUAUUUUCAUAAAAAGGCCUGGUGGUACCAAUACCCAUAGGCGUGUAUUUUAAUCAUGUUUUCAUUACUGUCUGGGAAAUGGAGGGGUUUUACAUUUGAGGGAAUCAGGGAUACAGUGUAGUCUAUUGGGGAUAACAGGCUACAUAGAAUAGUUAUUGUACUAAUACAGUUUCUUAUAUUCUUUCUGGU
Talaromyces stipitatus ATCC 10500 is the source of this 1236-nucleotide messenger RNA. Its product is annotated as glucosamine 6-phosphate acetyltransferase, putative. NCBI's taxonomy places the organism in Eukaryota, Fungi, Ascomycota, Eurotiomycetes, Eurotiales, Trichocomaceae. Gene Ontology annotation, biological process: UDP-N-acetylglucosamine biosynthetic process. Bases 303 to 977 code for a protein of 224 amino acids. Gene Ontology annotation, cellular component: Golgi apparatus; endoplasmic reticulum; endoplasmic reticulum-Golgi intermediate compartment. The transcript has 2 exons. Gene Ontology annotation, molecular function: glucosamine 6-phosphate N-acetyltransferase activity; monosaccharide binding. The record is from RefSeq and is a predicted model, not a curated record.